AUGAGAAUUGUUCUUGAAAUAUUCACUAUGUUGAGCCUGCUGAUUCCAGCUGCCAACAUGUACUCAGAUGGCAUUUGGGGAAACCUGAAGGAUACCUGUGGCCACUUGGCAUGGAAUAGGGCUGAUGAUGAUUUUUUUCAUGAACUUCCAGAAACUUUUCCUUCUGAUCCUCCAGAGCCAUUGCCCCACUUUCUCAUUGAACCCGAAGAAGCUUACAUAGUGAAAAACAAGCCUGUGAAUCUGUACUGCAAAGCAAGCCCAGCCACACAGAUCUAUUUUAAGUGCAACAGUGAAUGGGUUCAUCAGAAGGACCAUGUGGUGGAUGAGAGAGUAGAUGAAACCUCUGGUCUGAUUGUCCGUGAGGUGAGCAUCGAGAUUUCCCGCCAGCAGGUGGAGGAGCUCUUUGGGCCCGAGGACUACUGGUGCCAGUGCGUCGCCUGGAGCUCAGCUGGCACCACCAAGAGCCGCAAGGCCUACGUCCGCAUUGCAUAUCUCAGGAAGACUUUUGAGCAGGAGCCCCUGGGGAAAGAAGUGUCCCUGGAGCAAGAGGUCCUGCUCCAGUGCCGUCCUCCUGAAGGCAUUCCAGUAGCUGAGGUGGAGUGGCUGAAGAAUGAAGAGGUGAUUGAUCCUGUGGAAGACCGAAAUUUUUAUAUCACCAUUGAUCACAAUCUGAUCAUCAAGCAAGCCCGGCUUUCUGACACAGCCAACUACACUUGUGUUGCCAAAAACAUUGUGGCCAAAAGGAAAAGCACUACAGCAACUGUGAUCGUCUAUGUGAAUGGAGGCUGGUCUACCUGGACUGAGUGGUCGAUGUGCAACAGCCGCUGUGGGAGAGGCUUCCAGAAGCGCACAAGGACUUGCACUAACCCUGCCCCACUCAAUGGGGGGGCUUUCUGCGAGGGGCAAAACGUUCAGAAAAUAGCUUGCACCACCCUGUGUCCAGUUGAUGGCAAAUGGACAUCCUGGAGCAAGUGGUCCACUUGUGGCACAGAGUGUACCCACUGGCGCCGGAGGGAGUGCACAGCCCCAGCCCCAAAGAAUGGAGGCAAGGACUGCGAUGGAUUGGUGCUACAGUCCAAGAACUGCACCGACGGGCUCUGCAUGCAGGGUUUCAUUUAUCCUAUUUCAACUGAACAGAGAACCCAGAAUGAAUAUGGAUUUUCUUCUGCACCUGACUCGGAUGAUGUUGCUCUCUACGUGGGGAUUGUCAUUGCUGUGAUCGUGUGCCUGGCUAUUUCUGUGGUUGUGGCCCUGUUUGUCUAUCGCAAGAACCACCGUGACUUUGAGUCAGAUAUUAUCGACUCGUCGGCACUAAAUGGGGGAUUUCAGCCUGUUAACAUCAAGGCUGCAAGGCAAGACCUCUUGGCAGUGCCACCAGACCUCACUUCUGCUGCAGCCAUGUACAGGGGUCCUGUGUAUGCCUUGCAUGAUGUCUCUGAUAAAAUUCCAAUGACCAAUUCUCCGAUCCUGGACCCACUGCCCAAUCUGAAGAUCAAAGUUUAUAAUACCUCUGGAGCAGUCACCCCCCAGGAUGAACUCUCUGACUUCUCCUCCAAGCUGUCCCCACAGAUUACCCAGUCUCUGUUGGAGAAUGAGACAUUGAACUUGAAGAACCAAAGCCUUGCACGGCAAACAGACCCAUCCUGCACUGCAUUUGGGACCUUCAACUCCUUAGGGGGCCACCUAGUAAUUCCCAAUUCAGGAGUGAGUUUGCUGAUCCCAGCAGGGGCUGUUCCCCAAGGAAGAGUCUAUGAAAUGUAUGUGACAGUCCACAGGAAGGAGAGCAUGAGACCACCUGUAGAAGACAGCCAGACUCUGCUGACACCAGUGGUGAGCUGUGGCCCACCAGGAGCGCUGCUGACACGACCUGUUGUGCUGACCAUGCACCACUGUGCUGAGCCCAACAUGGAUGACUGGCAGAUCCAGCUCAAGCACCAGGCAGCCCAGGGACCAUGGGAGGAUGUAGUGGUGGUCGGGGAGGAAAACUUCACUACUCCGUGCUAUAUUCAGCUGGACCCAGAGGCCUGUCAUAUCCUGACAGAAACCCUCAGCACGUAUGCCUUGGUGGGACAGUCCAUCACCAAAGCAGCAGCCAAACGUCUCAAACUGGCCAUCUUUGGACCACUGUCCUGCUCCUCACUGGAGUACAGCAUCCGCGUCUACUGCCUUGAUGACACACAGGAUGCCCUGAAGGAGGUCCUCCAGCUUGAGCGGCAAAUGGGUGGGCAGCUGUUGGAGGAACCCAAAACUUUGCAUUUUAAGGGAAGUACCCACAAUCUCCGCUUAUCCAUUCAUGACAUUGCCCACUCACUCUGGAAGAGCAAACUGCUGGCUAAAUACCAGGAGAUUUCUUUUUACCACAUCUGGAGUGGGUGCCAGAGGAACCUGCACUGCACCUUCACGCUGGAACGAUUCAGCCUCAAUACCCUGGAGCUCGUCUGCAAACUCUGUGUACGGCAAGUCGAAGGAGAAGGGCAGAUCUUCCAGCUAAACUGCUCAGUAUCAGAGGAACCCACUGGCAUUGAUUAUCCCAUCAUGGACUCAGCAGGCAGCAUCACAACGAUAGUUGGGCCCAAUGCUUUCAGCAUCCCACUCCCAAUAAGGCAGAAGCUCUGCAGCAGCCUGGAUGCACCCCAGACCCGGGGCCAUGACUGGAGAAUGUUGGCCCACAAGCUGAAACUGGACAGGUACCUAAAUUAUUUUGCUACAAAAUCAAGUCCCACCGGGGUUAUCCUGGAUCUCUGGGAAGCCCAGAAUUUCCCUGAUGGCAACCUGAGCAUGCUGGCAGCAGUGCUGGAAGAAAUGGGACGACACGAAACCGUCGUUUCUUUAGCAGCAGAAGGAAAUUACUGAUGCAGCCUUGGCAUGAACAGGAAGGACAGACACAGGGAGCGGUAAUGCCCCGUUAUUGCAAGUGUUUGAAAUGAAAACCCAGACCAAUGAGUUACACAAGAGACAUUUCAGAGAAGAAAGCAAGCAAACAAACAGAAAAAUAUACAGCCCUGACCUUCACAUGUGCUCUCCUUGUACAUUAUCACAGGAUCUAAAAGAAAUCAUGCAAAGUUGUACCUUGAAAAUAUAAAUCAACCUAAUGUUCCUCUUGGCUUGGCUGUACACUGCUUGGUACAGGAUUUUACAGUUUCCUAGGAAACGCUUUUUAUUGCUAUCCAGAUAUAUGGAUAAACUUUCUUAACAAUCCCAGUUUCUAUGGAUGUUGUUUACAUCAAAUUCUGGACAGGGAUAAGGAGACUGUCCAUGGCUCUUUAUAUUUUUUGUUCAAAGCCAUUCUAGACAAGGCUGUGGACAGUUGGUUGUGGCUAUUUCAGAUUAUUGUUUUCUGGUGAAUUCAGAUUUUGGCUACAAUUCUGAAUAUUGAUUGUCUCACAAUGAUCCUCCUGUCAUUAUUCUGUUUCCUAGACCUACCUAGUAAAAAAAAAAAAAAAAAAAAAAAAAAAUCAGUGUUUAAGAGGCAUGUAUCUGGAAAGCAGGUACUCUGGGUGCUAAGCAGGAACACAUAUACCAUUCCCAUCUUUCCCGGAAGGGAGCCCCCACUGAGCCUUGGUGGAAAAUGGCUGUAAGACAGUGGAACUAUAGGGUAGGAGUCAAUUUCCAAUUCAGAGUGGUUAGGGGGAAAAAAACAAACAAACAAACAAAAGCCUGAAAAGAGAAUUUGCUAUGAUAAUUAUUUACUUAUUAGUAUCUAGUGCAAGGAUUAUAAUAAUUAUUAUUAUUAUCAUUAUUACUUUAUUUGUAGUUUUGCCAGCAACAGGAUAAGUUGUUCCCAUUUUUAUUGAACUUACUGUCCCCUUCCUGAAAGUCUUCUAAGAAGCUUUCCUCUAUAUGCUGUCUGUCCUUCCCUUCUCCAGUCAUCCCUCCAGAGUCCUCUGCUAGCAGAGAAGGGGUGGUCAUUUCAUGUUAGCCUUGCUGUGCAUAAUGCUUGAUGCAAAAAGGGUAUAAAAAAAACUGGUAAUGCUUCACUGAAGACAGUGAUCUGAACCUAGUGGGGAUGUUUGGCAUCUGCUUGGUCUGCUAGUACUCCAAGAAGUAAUCUGGUUCCUAGGUGCCUGCAAUAGCUUGGCCAACCCCCUUACAGUCUCCCAGGCCAAAUACACAGAGCCCACUGGUUCAGAAGAACAAGUGCAAGCAUGUGGAGGCACUGAUGCUGCCUACCUGAUUUGUGUGCCAACUGCAUGAGGCUCACUCAGCACAUCUCUUACUCUCCUCCUGAGCCAGAAGCCAUGACAAGGGUCGAGUGGUGAAAUGGUCAACCCAUGCCUUGCAGCUUUUUGCCUGGGCAGUGUGUUGCAGGUCCCUGCUAGCCUGUUGGAUGCAUUUGGUCCUCUGCUACACCCCUCUUGGCUGCUGCAAGCUGGUGGAAUGGGAACUUGGCAAGAGGACCUUACUAUUAUUUUUAUCAGUUGUCACUGCAAACCUAUUUCAUUUUCUGCUCUGUAAAAGACUGACCUUUCAAUACACCACAGCACACAAGAUUGCAAUGGUUUAAUUUACAGUCCUGUUUGUCUGCAAGGAAUUCUUUCAUUUCUAUCCCAUCAGCUCCAGGUUUAAACCAGGCCCUGGUUAUUGCUAUUGUGCGCCAACAGCCACCUCCAUCCAUGCAUAUAUUCCCACUUAGUGUUCUUCCUCAGACUUGAGUUCUUUUUGUUUAGUUUUGUUUUGUUUUGUUUUUGUGUGCUUUACCCAAGGCUUUCAAAAGUGUGCCUUUAAAGGUAACUUUGAAAAUGUCAUUGGUAAAAAUUAAAGGAAAAUUUCAUGUGAGCUUUCUCCCAUUUAACCUUUCCAUGGGCUUGGGACAUGUUUUUUUUUUUAAUUUCUCAGCUCUCUGACACCAGUGAUACUUUCUUUACACACUGAGCAGUGAUCACAAAGCACUCAUUUUCUCAGUCGUUAGCCAGCAGUAUGCAAAUCAGACUUCCAGUCAAAUCCAGGGACUUGAGGACAUAAAUUUUAACUUUCAUCAUGAGUUCAAAGUUACACAUUUUGCCUGUGUAAAUCUGUGUUCUUACCAGAACAGGGAGAUGCUGAGGGCAUCUUUUUCACAACCAACCAUCUUGUUUCUUACGCUGUGCAUUGCAGUGCUAAUGGGAAUCUUGCUUUCGACCUCACGAGGCUUUGACCAGGGCUUACAGCUCUGCCUUUUCCUACAUUUUUUUAUCCACCUUAAAGCUGUAGGUCUUAGCUUUCCUCCCUCCUGUUCCAUCUUCAGAUGUAAGUAGCUGUAUCUAAUGUGCGCUUCUUCACCCUUCCCAUGCAUUCUUCCUGUGGAACUCCUUUCCCAGGACAGGUGCAUGACCUGGACUUUCUUUCAGUUCCUUCCUCUUUUACCUGUCUUUGUUUGCUCACAUCUAGGCUCACUUGUACUCCCAGCUAUGAGCUCUUGAUAGGUGUGAAAUGCAUGCACCCUUGUCACUGGGCCUUGUGAGGAAGCGCCUCAGAGUUAACUGGUUCACUUCAAGACUUCUUUCUGUGUGAGCUAUUUGACCUACUCUUUCAAUAUCCACUUCAAGAAAAAUAGAUGAGUAAUAUUCUUAAAAGAUUCUGAAUUUUGGGCAUUAUCCUAAUGCUGUUUUGCUGUAAAGAGGAUUUACUGAGAGGUAGGAGGAUCCACAAUGAAUGGUAGUGAAGAAUAUCACUGCCUGACAGGGCAAUGGCAUCACCAUCACCAGGAGAUGGAGCUGGUCUUCUUCCAUCCAGACUGGUAAAAACUUGCUGCGGUCACAAACGGGACAGUUUCUCUGUCCAGUUCUCCAUCUGCCUUUGCAGGGAAUCUGUGAGCUGCCUUUUGUUUGUUUCAUGGAUCCACACCUCAUCGCCACCACUGCUCACAUGAGCUCCCACUCCAACUAAAGCUAUUUUCUUUCUUUCUCUUUUUUUUUAAUUUCUCCCAGUCUCGUAGGCAGAGCCUGGUGACGCUGUGCAGCAGGGGAGUAGACCCCGUGGCAUCCCCCCACAGGAGGAGGGUGGGCAGCAAGUCCAGCUGGCUGACAACGAUGUCAUGUUGUGUGGGAGGCCGUGCGGUGUGGGCACACUGCCAUCUCGUGGGGCAGAGCCCUGAGAGGAAGGCCACACUGCUCCGUUAACUGGAGAAACACUGUCUGGGAAAAGGCUGUCCCAUCAUUUGGGCUGAGUUUGGCAGAUCGAGCAAAUGCUUAGAGAUCACUGUAACAUCGCUGCUACAUUUGCUCAGGGACAUGAUCUAGCAGAGGGUUGUUAGGGUUAGAGUACUUUAGUUAGGUUGUGGUUGGACUCAAUGAUCUUUAAGGUCUUUUCCAACAUCAGCAAUUCUAUGAUUCUAACAUUUUAUGUCAGGUGAGCGCAUUUGUUUUUGGAAACGGCUGCAGGCUUCUUAUCCUCCAGUUAUUGCUACUUUUUAAAAUGCUUAUCCUUUCAGUUGUCUACCACAUGCUGUAUCAGUUUUGCUGCCCUUCAUACCAUCUCUUUGUUAAGUACAUGCUGAUUGCUAGUGAUAUUAAUAAUAUAUAUAUUAUAUAAAUAUAUAUAUAAUUCCUACUGAUUUCAAGGAAAAUCUUUGACUUCUGAGUUAGAAAGGCUGCUGGAGACAGUCCUUUUUACCCAAUUUUCUUCAGUUCUUCUUGUGUUAUGUUCUUGUAAAGGUGGCUGUUAGUGUACGGAGUAAAAGUUGUUUGGGGUUUCUUUUUUUUUGUUUUGUUUUUGUUUUUUCAUUUUUAAAUCUAUUAAUAGCUGAUCUUUGCAUCACGCUGAACAGUACAAGACUUGAAAGCUGUUGUACUGAAUCCUGAAAGUUGUGAGACAAGUUUUGAGUCAAGAUUUGCUUCUCUGGGAUACUGAGGCUCUUUUUUCAUUCAUUGACAGAAAUGCAGACACUCUUGAGACAUGUUGGAGUCUGGGAUGUACACAGAGCAAAACAUGUCUGUUGCUUGGGUUUUUUUGCUAUUUUUGUUGCUUAUAUGUAGAAUAAAUCUAUUUACGUGUUGUAAGCCCAUCACUGUGGACAGUCCUAAUGUCUUGUAUCGCUACCUGAAAUUGUUUCUUUUGUGUUCUUCUUUUCUUCUUGUUUUGGGGGUGGGGUGGUAUGGGGAAGGAGUAGGGGGACCUUUAGACUCUUGUGUGCUCUAGCCAAGUAGGUACUGCAGCCCAGAGAUUAAUUUUAAACAAGAUGAUACUGUUGAGUUUUUGCUCCUGUGCCAAGGGCACUUUGUAAACUAUCUUCCCGAGUGUUCAGAAGUCUUUUCAGCUAUUGCUUGGGCUCUUUGUCUGGCCCCAGAAUUACUGUUUGCAGGGUGGCUCCCUUAGUCAGUACAAAGGUAUGAGUGAAUUGUGAAUGAAAACCAAAUCUUUGGCCCUUCUCCCACAAGGGCUCCAAUGAGAUAUUGCCUAUGGGAUCACCACCACAAUUCACUCCUAGCUUGUGUGUGAAAUCUUGAGUUCAUAAACUGAGCUACACUGCAGACUUUCAAAUGCUGAAGGAUGCAUCUCUGACGUUCUUUGAGGUGGGAUUUCCACAGUAAUGCAAAGUGUGUGUAUGUACAUACAUACAUAGAGAAGUGAAAAUAAAGGAUAUCUAGCGUGGGAAGCUUUUAGCUCAAGUUAGUCACAGGCAUCCUCUUAAGACCAACUUUUGCUUGGGAAGCUGAAGGUCAAAAUUCAGUGCUAUAUUAUCACUGCAAGGUCAGAUGAUAGGCAGUACUGCAAGAGAAAACAGUUGUUUAAAAACUGACACAGAAGUAGAGUUGGUCUUGAAUCAAAGCCACAGAAGUUAGCUCUCAAGUUUAGUAGGUCAAGCUCCUUGCUUGAAAGAGAAUCAUUCCAUUUCUUUACCUACCUGUGCUUUAUUUAAGCUUGGCCCAUGUUCCCUGAAUUUUGAAAAUCCCUUUAUAUGAAAGUCCUUCAAUAAGCUCUGACUGUAUAAAAAAGCAUAGAUAACUCAGAGUUCCCACUAACCUCUAUCACUGAAUAGGUAUCCCACAUUUUCUGUGAUGCUGGUUAAGUGUAUUUAAUAGUGCUUGAGUCUCCUUGACUGUAAUCAAAGAAAUAAUAGCUGUGUGUACCACACCCUGGGUCUGGUCUUUUCUCCAAGAGCAUCCUGUAGACGCGGCAGGCACAUAGCUUCUAGAUGGCCUGAAGAAGCGGAAUGUCACCUAUGAUCUCUCAGGGACAUCCUACAGCAGUGAGGUGCCCCUCACAGUCUUGCAUGCUGGUCUCCAGCUGUCGGCUUGCAGCUGGUGGGACAAUAGCCCAUAGAUGAGACAAGCUUGCACAGCCUCUUUGGUUGCUGCCAGCUGGCUCUUGCUACAGUUUGCCAUAAAUUUAAGAACUUAAACAAGAAUAAAAGCAAAAAUCAGCUUGGAAAGUAAACAAAAUUACAAAGAAUGAAAAGCAAAACAGUUUUCUCCCAUUGAUCGUACAGGCCUGCUUUGCAUAAAAGC
Messenger RNA from Meleagris gallopavo (turkey), 8426 nucleotides. The record is from RefSeq and is a predicted model, not a curated record. NCBI's taxonomy places the organism in Eukaryota, Metazoa, Chordata, Aves, Galliformes, Phasianidae.